Aspergillus melleus is the source of this 2208-nucleotide messenger RNA. RefSeq lists its product as uncharacterized. The record is from RefSeq and is a predicted model, not a curated record. Gene Ontology annotation, molecular function: DNA-binding transcription activator activity, RNA polymerase II-specific; RNA polymerase II cis-regulatory region sequence-specific DNA binding. Gene Ontology annotation, biological process: regulation of transcription by RNA polymerase II. Lineage: Eukaryota; Fungi; Ascomycota; Eurotiomycetes; Eurotiales; Aspergillaceae. The transcript is spliced from 3 exons. Gene Ontology annotation, cellular component: nucleus. The coding region runs from base 1 to 2208 and encodes 735 amino acids.
AUGUUCGGAAAAAGGAGAACAUCCCAGAAACCAGACGAAUCGUUCAUUCGGGACUUCCAGAGACAGUUUGGGAGUAUAGCCAGCCGAUCUUAUUCGCCACAGACUCCCUUGGGGGACCCUGCCGACCAUGGGGUGCCUCAGGACGCGCUGCCUCAGGAUGCUGAUGCCGCCGACCACGUGCCCAAGACGGAGAGUAUGUCGGUGGACCACAGCCCCGUCAACUUUCUCUCGCCCAUCACCCGACAGAAUUGCUCCUGCUCCGUCCUGGGCAGUCGCAUGUGCACCGUAUUGCAUGGCCCUGCUGGUGACUUGCACACUCCAGCUCACGACUGCAAUGCUCCGACCACUCCGGGGUUCUGGAAUCGGCUAUCCAACUUCGAUCCCCAUCAGGCGGAGGGGGCAUCAAUUAGCGAUCCCACGCAUGACUCUCGUUACCCUAACCCUCUGCACAGCAUUAACCCCCUUUUAUCUGAACUCACCGAUUCCCCCGAACCCUUUCUUCGACGUCACUCAGAAUACGACUCCCUAGGUCUAUUGUCCCAGGGCAAUCAUCUUCAACAAGGUAGGUCAGACCCGUUCCUGGGGGCUCCUGCCCAAUUGGAUUCCUUGAUGAUAGCAGCCUCUGACUCGACAGACAUUGCUUCGAAUCAUGGACCAUUACAUGGGCCCCUUCCCCAUGACACCGAUGGUAUCUUUAACCAGCAGCAUAGAUCUCCAGAGUCAGCAGCACUGCGAUACCGAGUGACUCUUCAUGCGCCCACGGCAACAUUCAACCAGUCGCGGGAGAUACCCGUCACCUACCUGAAUCGAUGUCAGCCGUACCUGAUAUCCGUCACGGAUACGAGACCGCCAUCAUUCCGCGUCCAACCUGCUCGAUACCGCACGUACAUUCGCAUCUCAUUCGACAACGCGGCCCAGCGAGAGGAUCCGGUCGGGUCGUGGCGACUCUGGCGAGACGGUCGGGGUUUGAACGAAGCACGUAAACGAGACGGGAAGCUUUCCGCGGUGGAAUUUGUCAAUGUGCGUAACGAUGGGUUCCGCGAAGAGGGCGCCGCCCACGUCGAGCUGCAGAGCACCUCCUUUGACGGCUUUUGCGUGGAGUGGACAGUCGAUCCGCAUGCUGUUCGCGUCGGCUGCGAGAUGCACGUUGCCUUCAACUGUCUCUCCACGGAUUUCAGUCUCUCAAAAGGCGUCAAAGGUGCGCCUCUGCGGCUGUGUGCCAAGACCGAGCUGGUCUCGCAGGGCUUGCUUCAGCAGCCUGGUGCCCCGGGCAGUGCGGAGAUCUGCUACUGUAAGGUGAAGGUCUUCCGUGACCACGGCGCCGAGCGCAAGCUCUCGAACGACACGAUUCAUCUGCGACGGGCGAUCCGAAAGAUGGAGGAGAAGAUCGCCGAGGCCGAGUUCUAUAACACAAAAGCCCCGGGGAAGAAGAAGCGGGUGCGCGUCCCGCUGUCCUCGCGGGCGUCGGAGCAGCUGUUGGAAUCGGUGGACGCCGAGCCCAGCAGCAGCCGAGUGCCUCGUCGAGCGCACAGUUUCUCGAACGGAGAAGACCUGUACCAGGAGCUGUUUGACCUGCGCAAGGUCUUUUCGUCCUCGCAGCCGACGAGCGUGCUCUCGCUGCGUGGCAAUGAGCAAGAUGAUCCGGAUCAGUUUCCGGUCGAGUUGUCGAGCGGCACAUCGAGUCCACGACCGCCUGCACGGUCUGCCACGCAGAGCGAACUGCCAUCGGAGAUGAAUACCGACAACGAAUGGAUGGAGAUGCUGCAGGAUCAGGGCGACUCGGAAGCGUACAGUGCCUAUCAGUCGCCUAUCCCGGCAGUACGCUCGAACAUGCAAACACCCGCCAAUGACCCCGGAGGGACGCUCGAGAGCGUACCGAUUCGGAGUCGAGCUAGUAACCACACGAAAGCGAUUGCAUGCUUCUACGUCUUAUGCCGAGUCGACGGGCAGACCGACGAAUACUAUCGCGCGUUAUACCUGAUGGAACGGACGGUGUCGAAUUUGAAAAGUCAGCUCUCUAAAGUCCGCGAUACCUCCCCCGAGCGCAUCAACCGUCUUCUCCGCGUGAACAAGUCCGGCCUGCGCAUCAUGAUCGACGAUACCGUUGUUCGCGAGAUACCAGAGGGACAGGAUAUGAUAGUGGAAUUUCGACCGGGCGAUGGUAUCAGUUUUCCGGCGGAGGAUUUCGAAGUCUCCUUAUUUUUUUGA